AUGCCAGACAUCGACCCCGCGGCUUUGAGCCGUCCAUCUGUCAGCCUCUCGACGCCUAUUUUAUCCAACAAGACACUUGCUGGGACUAUCUCUGGUGCGCCAAAGAUAGCAAAGUCUAGUCAGAUCAUUCCCGCCCGAAUUGAUCUCGAACCGCUGUAUACUGCGCUCAAGGCUGCCAUUGGCAACGAGAAAUGGGCAAUAUAUAAAGAAUCAACGACCGAGUUCCUGAUAGGACGCUUAAAUCAGACCGAAUAUUCUGAACGAAUAGACCCUAUCCUCGCAGGCCCAGGGGACAAGGAACACCUACACAAUAAUCUCAUUGCUGCCAUAUACGGAAAUGUUACUCGGGAGAUGCCCGAUCAAGGGCUGGCACCCUGGGUCAGCGCCAACGAUAAGCCUGCGGCGACGACAGGGACCAAGCCAGUAUCCGGGGAUGCUACGGAGCGGAGGUUGAAGGGAGAUGUAAUGCAAUUGCCAACCCGAGACCGCAGGCGCAUCAAAGAUUUGGUCCAGAACGAUGUCAGUGUCUCCAUGCCGCCUCGUAUCCAACUGCUGACCAGUAACAAGUGGGAUCCUCAUGAGAGCAUAUCCAACAUCUUUGCAGACACACGUCGCAAACUUUCUACAGUAACAGAUGCCACCCCGACAGUAGGAGGCAUAAACAACAUGAAUUUCGACUUAGAAAUUCGAAAACGUUAUGCUCAACCUUUGGCGGUCGAAUCUGGCGAAUUCCCUGAUAUCAAUAUGAUCUCCGGCCGAAUGCUACCCUCUUGCUACGAGGCAGGACUGGUCAAUGGGCACACAGUGGAUGCUCCCCAGUUUCUGUCGGUGGCUGUGGAAACUUUUAUCAAGGAGGUCCUUACGCAGGUCUUCAGCCGCACGAGGAGUAAUGGGCCUGGCGAAUCAGGUAGUGCUGGGUUUGGCGUCGGGACGACAUGGAUUCAAACGCAGAAGUACAAGCGACAGCUGGAAUACGAAGAAGAAGCAGCGAUACGAGGCGAAAUCUCCAGAGACAAGAGCGGGCUUUUGCCGAUUGAAUCCAGGGCUGCGAGCGAAAGAGGCCCUUUGGGGAUGUCCGAUCUUCGUCUGUCCUUAGAGAUGGCGGACACAGGCAUGGCACAGUUCCCUGUGUUGAUGACACAGGUUAUAUACGGAUACCGGGAAGGGGAGCUGGAGAAUUGGGAUGACUAUACCUGGGUGUGUGAUCAACCACCUGAAGCCUAUACAGACGAGAAACAUGAUUCAGAGGCAAACGGAGGACAUGUUUUUGAGCUUGCGAAUGGUUACCCUGAUGCCAUGGAUAUAGACACGGAAGCAUGGUGGGAAGGUGCGGAAAGUCAGGAUGCCGAUAUGCUGGAUGGCAUAUUGGACUCGUGCCUUGCGGCAGGGUCUUGA
Molecule: messenger RNA, 1395 nt
Organism: Fusarium oxysporum Fo47
Lineage: Eukaryota; Fungi; Ascomycota; Sordariomycetes; Hypocreales; Nectriaceae
Product: transcriptional regulator of RNA polII, SAGA, subunit-domain-containing protein
Exons: 3
Coding region: 1-1395 (464 amino acids)
Biological process (GO): regulation of transcription by RNA polymerase II
Cellular component (GO): SAGA complex
Molecular function (GO): transcription coactivator activity
Source: RefSeq, a predicted model, not a curated record